AUGAGUUUUACCGACUACCGAUUAGUGCGCGCUAAGAGCGCUGUUGUUCUUCCUCGCUCUUCAUCGCUCGAAAGAAGCCCAUCGCGACUUCUAGUAACUCGCAGUCGCUCACUUAACGAUCUUAGCGGAUACAAUCGUUGGAGCGACAGAUACAAGCCAAAUACCGUUGUGUAUCAGCAUACACCAUACCCAUACAGAUGGCGUCAUGAUUGGUACGACGAUUACUGGUACGAUCGCCACUAUUACUUCUCACCGCUCUACAAUUCCUAUAUCUCGCCAUAUAAGCGAUAUUAUUACUACAGUGAUCUCCUAUCUAAUCCAUAUUAUUGGAGUCCAUACUCAAAUUACUGGACUCGUUACAAUGGUAACUGGUACGACUAUGACAGUCCUUACUCUUACCACCGUUACUGGGACCCGUCUUACAGCCGAUAUGUCGGCGAAACGUACUACCCGUACAGAUCCUACCUACUGGAUUCGCUGUCAACAUCUCUUGACCGUGGUUUGAGCAUGUAUAAAGCAGGCCUUGUACCCUACCGAACGCUUGAAACUUAUUGGCUGACUCCUGAAUACUGGAAUAGACGAUUCAAAGACUGGCAAGAACUUUAUUCACCCGCCAAGGACUUCUACGUGCCGACAACUUACGACCGAAAGACUCGUUCAUAUCUUGCUAGCUGGACUAAAUGACUGCUGUUUUUUUUUUCAACUCCUUCUCGUGCAUUUUCUUCUCUUAUUCGACUGACGUUAGCGAUUGUGGCAUUACAUCGGACCAUGUUCACAGAACAGAUUUUAGCAGC
Cylicocyclus nassatus is the source of this 794-nucleotide messenger RNA. The record is from the annotation of a GenBank genome assembly. NCBI's taxonomy places the organism in Eukaryota, Metazoa, Nematoda, Chromadorea, Rhabditida, Strongylidae.